This is a messenger RNA of Lethenteron reissneri (Far Eastern brook lamprey), 2658 nucleotides long. RefSeq names its product ATPase MORC2-like. Gene Ontology annotation, molecular function: zinc ion binding. Lineage: Eukaryota; Metazoa; Chordata; Hyperoartia; Petromyzontiformes; Petromyzontidae. The record is from RefSeq and is a predicted model, not a curated record. Gene Ontology annotation, cellular component: nucleus.
AUGGCUGACAUGACUUUUGACGAGACGGCGGGCAGCAGCGGCAGCGGCCGAAGCAGGAAGGGUGACUACGGGCUCCUUCAAAGGGCCGAGAUUACUUGCAACUAUCUACACAGCAACUCAACCACCCACGAGUUUCUGUUUGGAGCCAUGGCCGAGAUGGUGGACAAUGCGAGGGAUGCGGAGGCAUCGAGGAUGAACAUAUUUUCAGUGGAUGGGGACUUCCGUGGGGGGUACAUCCUGUGCUUCCUAGACAACGGCCAUGGCAUGAACCCGAGCGAUCUGGCAAACGUGAUGAAGUUUGGAAAAUCCACUAAGCGCACCACGGCCCACAUCGGGCGCUAUGGGAACGGACUCAAGUCGGGAACGAUGCGGAUCGGGAGGGACAUGAUCAUUCUCACGAAGCAGGCGGCCACCAUGAGCUGCCUCCUCCUGUCCCGCGCCUUCCACGAGGAGGAGAAGAUUGAAGAGGUCAUAAUUCCACUCCCAUCGUGGAGGAACGACGACAUGGAGGUCAUCUUGUCAAAUGCGCAGAGAUAUCAAACGGAGAUGGACAUUAUCUUCAGGUACUCGCCAUUCAAAUCCCAGGAAAUACUGAAGCAGCAGUUCAAGAAGAUUCAUGGAUCUUCCGGAACCCUCGUCAUGGUCUACAACCUCAUGCUGAUGGAUGACGGGGAGUCUGAGCUGGACAUCACCUCUGAUCCUCAGGACAUCCUCAUGCGGGGCGUGCAGAGGGACUUGAGCACCCCUCCGGAGCGGGUGUCGUUCCGCGCGUACCUUGCCACCCUCUACCUGAAGCCGCGUAUGCGCCUCUACCUGCAGCACCAAAAGGUCAUCACCAAGAGGCUGGACCACGACCUCUACAGACCCUGCAUGUAUAAGUUUGAGUCGUGCCGGUUCCGGGCCCAGGCUGAGAAGGAAACCAAGCAGAAGUCGCAGGAAGUGAAACUGGCGGAGGAGAAGGCCCGUGAGUUGGAGAGCCAGGCCCGAGAACUGGAAAGGAAACUUGACUUUGACAUGGGGCAGAACGCCAGGGCACAGGUCCGCCAGGCUCAGGUCGCAGCCUCUGAGCAGCAGUGUGAGCUGCAACACCUCCGCAACGAGUUGCAGCAAAACCUGGGGAAUCUACGCAGGCCCAAGCAGCUCUGUUUUGUGCUAGGGCUGAAUGUUGAGAGGAGACACCACGACGGUGCCUGCAUCUACACCAGCGGCCGCCUCAUCCGCAUGUACGACCACUUGGGCCCUCGGUCUACCUCAGGCAGGGGGUGUGGCGGCGUGGUGGCGGUGGUCGACUUGCCCUGCAUGGUACUGGAGCCGACGCACAACAAGCAGGGCUUUACCGACUCCACUGAGGUCACCUUGCUGCUUCGGGCGCUCGCGGAGCACGUGGAGCACUACCGCAGGAUGCUGGGCAUCGCCGGCAACGAUGUCUCCAAGUUCUGGGCUAGGUUUGGGUACCUGAGCCGGGGGGACUGGGUCCAGGUCCCCAGCUCGGAGCCUCAGUACCGCCGCUGUAGAGCCAUAGAAGUACCGACCAACGUGCAGUGCGACACGUGUCUCAAGUGGCGCUCACUUCCCUUCUGCUCGGAAGACCUCCACAACCCUUUCCCGGAAGUCUGGGUUUGCUCCAUGAACCCCGACCCCAGGGACAACCGUUGCGAGGCUGUGGAACAGGACCCUCACAUUCCCCUGCAGAUCAUGAAGCAAAAGGUUGCGCGUAGUUCUGGCGGCAGCUCGCACGCUUGCAGAGACAGCCCCAGCACCUCCUGUGGCUCCACAGCUCGGGGGAAGAAGCGACGGAUAACGACGAGGAACGAAGAAGCGAGCGUUACGGUCAUCAUUUCUAGCAGCUCGGAAACAGAACAAGGAGGAGGAGAAGAGAGCGACACCUCUUCUGAUCCCAAGCGCAGAUCCCAGCAGAGCAAGGAGCGUAACGAGACGACACGGACAGAGGCCGGCGUGUCGCGUGACGCCGAUGUCGUGACUGGGAUAUCCGACCUCUUCAGGAAUUGUCUGGAGUUCCUGUGGUUCCCCGAAUACCACAUUUCUCUGGACAACAUCCGCACCAUGAGCGUGGAAGAACUCAACGCUUUUCCACUGGUGCAGCUGUUGCAGAUGUACCAGCAGAGGAUGUUUCAAAUUAUGGAGCAGGUGGUGGUGCAGAACCAGCAGCACCUUGAGGAGCAGCUAUGCUGCUUCCGCGAGAAAGUGCGAGUGCUUAGAAGCGUCAUGGUGAAGGACGAAAAUCCCGUCGACAACACGGACGCCGGCACGGACGCCUUCUUCGCGCGACUGGUCGCAACCUAUGCGCAGACGGCAGAAUCCAAGCGGUCGAGCGAUGACGCAGGGGGGAAGGAUGACACGGGAGGGGGGGGGGAGGCCCACGCCCAGGAGGGCCCCCACACCGUGCUUUUCGCUGACUAUGAGGAGGAGGGGCAGGAGAACGAUGCUGCGUCCCCGCUCAGCCUGGGCCCACAGGACAGGCCCACGGUGGAUGUGCAGACCCUGCAGGACGUGACGAUGGAUGUGCCGGUGGCGGAGUAGAAGGUCGUGGAGGUUCUGUUAGAGGAGAUAGACCCCCUUCCCCUGCAUAAUUAGCCCUCCCACCCCCUCAUACGAUUAACAUUUGUGCACUAGUAGCAUCUAAAUGCAAGCGGGUCU